AUGUACAUUACACACAUUCUCGCUCUCACCGCAUUCGCUUUUCUCAGCGGUGCUGAGCCAAUCCCUGGCGAUGGAGUCGACUGCCAAAAGAAGCCCGAGAGAUGCGCGACGCCUGUCGCCAGCAGUGUGAGCACCAAGCAAGCAAGCAGUACAGUUCCACUCAUGUCGACCACAACGUACACGACAAGCUUUUGCAGCGUCACCGGUUCGGUCGCCCUUCACCACGAAACCAGCUGUCUGUGGGGUUGCGAAACGAGUACCGUCACGGCUGCUUAUACGAUGGAUAACAAGUUCGCUGGACGGGUUUGA
Messenger RNA from Parastagonospora nodorum SN15, 309 nucleotides. RefSeq lists its product as hypothetical. NCBI's taxonomy places the organism in Eukaryota, Fungi, Ascomycota, Dothideomycetes, Pleosporales, Phaeosphaeriaceae. The record is from RefSeq and is a predicted model, not a curated record. Bases 1 to 309 code for a protein of 102 amino acids. The transcript is spliced from 2 exons.